UAGACAGUGAAAGUGAAAGUCAGUCUCCAUUUUGUGUGGAGGGGAAAAUACAGCAUUUCAAGAGUAAAAACACAGGUUUGAUUUAACACACCGAUAUUGGAGUGAAGUAAACGUGUGUCCUGCUGUAAUCUGGAGAAGGAGACAUGACCUCCAACAUGAGUGUGUCUGAAAAACAGGACUUAAAGAGAGACGAGAGAAUGAUGGAAGGAAAGAGAUCAGACUCACCAGAACCCAGCUGUGUGUCCAUGAAGAGUGACUGGUCAAUGGAGCAACCACUUACCUUCAGAGACGGAGCCAGUUCUCCUGAUGUGAGACCCCAACAGAAGAAAUCAAACCUCAGCAGAAAUCAGUUGGACUCCAUAUUCAAGGAGCUGGAACACAAAGUCAUCACUCUGAUGAAGAAUGAGCUGAAGAGGUUCAGGAAGCUCCUGAGUCCAGAUUACCCAGCAUGCACUGAGAGGGAGGUGGACGAUGAGGAGGAUCUGCACAGUGUCAGAGACGGAGCGCUGAAGAUCACACUGCACGUCCUGAAGAACAUGAACCACACAGAUCUCGCUAACACACUGCACAACAAACUCGCCUCUGUGUAUCAGACUAAGCUGAAAUCCAGCCUGAGAGAGAAGUUUAAAAGAAUUAAUGAAGGAAUCUCACAGCAUGGAAGCUCAGCACUUCUGAAUGAGAUCUACACAGAGCUCUACAUCACAGAGGGUUGGAGUGGAGACGUCAAUAAUGAACAUGAGGUGAGACAGAUUGAGACAGCGUCCAGGAGACCAGCAGCACAGGAGACACCCAUCAAAUGUAACGAGCUCUUUAAAGACAAGUCCAUCAGAAGAGUGCUGACUAAAGGAGUUGCUGGAAUUGGAAAAACAGUCUCUGUGCAGAAGUUCAUUCUGGACUGGACUGAAGGAAAAGCAAAUCAGGACGUCACCUUCAUGUUUCCACUUCCCUUUAGAGAGCUGAAUCUGAUGAAGCAGAAACAUCUCAGUCUGAUGGAUCUUCUUCAUCACUUUUUCCCUGAAAUGAGAGAACUACAAUUAAUAGACUGUGACUCCUACAAAGUGGUGUUGAUCUUUGAUGGUCUGGAUGAGUGUCGACUUCCUCUAAAUUUCCAGAAGAAUGAGAGACUGUGUGAUGUGACAGAGUCGGCCUCAGUGGAUGUGCUGCUGAUGAACCUCAUCAAGGGGAAUCUGCUUCCCUCUGCUCUCCUCUGGAUAACCUCUCGACCAGGAGCAGCCAGUCAGAUCCCUCCUGAGUGUGUAGACCAGGUAACAGAGGUACGAGGGUUCAGUGAUCCUCAGAAAGAGGAGUACUUCAGGAAGAGGAUCAGUGAUCAGAGCCUGGCCAAUAAAAUCAUCUCACACAUGAAGUCUUCAAGAAGCCUCUACAUCAUGUGCCACAUCCCAGUCUUCUGCUGGAUCUCAGCCACUGUUCUAGAGAGAAUGUUGGGUGAAGCAGAGAGUGGAGAGAUCCCUAAGACUCUGACUCAAAUGUUCACACACUUCCUGAUCUUUCAGAUCAAACACAAGGACCAAAAGUACCAUCAGAAAUGUGACCCUGAUCCUCAGCAGACCAGAGAGAGUAUCCUGGCACUGGGAAAACUGGCUUUCCAACAGCUGGAGAAAGGAAACCUGAUCUUCUAUGAGGAAGACCUGAGAGAGUGUGGCAUUGAUGUCGGAGAAGUGUCAGUGUACUCAGGAGUGUGUACCCAAAUCUUCAGAGAGGAGUUUGGGCUUCACCUGGGGAAGGUGUUCAGCUUUGUACAUCUGAGUGUGCAGGAGUUUCUGGCUGCUUUAUAUGCAUUUUUCUGCUUUAUUUUUAGAAAGACAAAUGUGUUGGUGGAGCAAAGCACUGGACAUUCUAAUUUCUUCAGAAAGUCAGACAUGUCUGAUCUCCUCAGGACUGCAGUGGACAAGGCCUUACAGAGUGAGAACGGACACCUGGACCUGUUCCUCCGCUUCCUUCUGGGUCUCUCACUGGAGUCCAAUCAGACUCUCUUACAAGGCUUAAUGCCCCAGACAGGAAGCAGCUCUCACAGCAAACAGGAAACAGUCAAGUACAUCAAGAAGAAGAUCAGGGAGAAUCCAUCUCCAGAGAAAUCCAUCAAUCUGUUCCACUGUCUGAAUGAACUGAAUGAUCAUUCUCUAGUGCAGGAAGUACAGACUUACCUGAACAGAGAAGGUCUCGGUCGUCUCAGGGGAACCAGACUCUCUCCUGCUCAGUGGUCAGCUCUGGUGUUUGUGUUACUGAACUCAGAUCAGGAGCUGGAUGAGUUUGAUUUGAGUAAAUAUGACCGAUCAGAGGAAUGUCUUCUGAAGCUGCUGCCAGUGGUCAAAGCCUCCAGAAGAGCUGAGCUGCGUGUGUGUAAACUGACAGAAGAAAGCUGUAGAGUUCUGUCCUCAGUUCUCAGAUCAAACUCCUCCAGACUGAGAGAACUGAACCUGAGUGACAAUAAACUGCAGGAUUCAGGAGUGAAGCUGCUCUCUGCUGGACUGGAGAAUCCACACUGUACACUGGAGAUACUGAGUCUGUGGCGGUGUAAUCUGACAGAGGAAAGCUGUAGAGUUCUGUCCUCAGUUCUCAGAUCAAACUCCAGACUGAGAGAACUGAACCUGAGUCACAAUAACCUGCAGGAUUCAGGAGUGAAGCUGCUCUCUGCUGGACUGGAGAAUCCACACUGUACACUGGAGACACUGAGGCUGUGUGUGUGUAAACUGACAGAGGAAAGCUGUAGAGUUCUGUCCUCAGUUCUCAGAUCAAACUCCUCCAGACUGAGAGAACUGGACCUGAGUGACAAUAACCUGCAGGAUUCAGGAGUGAAGCUGCUCUCUGCUGGACUGGAGAAUCCACACUGUACACUGGAGACACUGAGGCUGUGUGUGUGUGAUCUGACAGAGGAAAGCUGUAGAGUACUUUCCUCAGUUCUCAGAUCAAACUCCUCCAGACUGAGAGAACUGGACCUGAGUAACAAUAACCUGCAGGAUUCAGGAGUGAAGCUGCUCUCUGCUGGACUGGAGAAUCCACACUGUACACUGGAGACACUGAGGCUGUGUCGGUGUAAUCUGACAGAGGAAAGCUGUAGAGUUCUGUCCUCAGUUCUCAGAUCAAACUCCUCCAGACUGAGAGAACUGGACCUGAGUUACAAUAACCUGCAGGAUUCAGGAGUGAAGCUGCUCUCUACUGGACUGGAGAAUCCACACUGUACACUGGAGAUACUGAGGCUGUGGGGUUGUAAUCUGACAGAGGAAAGCUGUAGAGUUCUGUCCUCAGUUCUCAGAUCAAACUCCUCCAGACUGAGAGAACUGGACCUGAGUCACAAUUAUAACCUGCAGGAUUCAGGAGUGAAGCUGCUCUCUGCUGGACUGGAGAAUCCACACUGUACACUGGAGAUACUGAGGCUGCAUGUGUGUAAACUGACAGAGGAAAGCUAUAGAGUUCUGUCCUCAGUUCUCAGAUCAAACUCCUCCAGACUGAGAGAACUGGACCUGAGUUACAAUAACCUGCAGGAUUCAGGAGUGAAGCUGCUCUCUGCUGGACUGGAGAAUCCACACUGUACACUGGAGACACUGAGGCUGUGUGUGUGUAAUCUGACAGAGGAAAGCUGUAGAGUUCUGUCCUCAGUUCUCAGAUCAAACUCCUCCAGACUGAGAGAACUGGACCUGAGUGACAAUAACCUGCAGGAUUCAGGAGUGAAGCUGCUCUCUGCUGGACUGGAGAAUCCACACUGUACACUGGAGAUACUGAGUAUGUGUUACUGCAGGAUUACAGAUGAAGGUUGUGCUGCUCUGGCUUCUGCUCUGAGGUCAAACUCCUCAUCACACCUGAGAGAACUGAAUCUGAACGAUAAUAAUCCAGGAGAAUCAGGAGUGAAGCUGCUCUCUGAUCUACUGAAGGAUCCACACUGUAACCUGGAGACACUACACAUUAAGGAUAAUAAACUCACCAGGACUGGCGUAUGACAGGAGUCUCACCUCAAACCUCUUCUCCAGGAUACUGCAGUCUUGGUGAAGAGUUAGAACCCGUCCCACAUUUCCAGCAGUUUGGGAGCUGAAUCAUUAAACUUAAAGGGGCAGAGCAGAAACAAAGUCAAGAACAGGCAGAAGGUCAUACACAGGAGAAAUCAACACACGUAACCAAAUAUCUGCUGUACAAAGCAACGGCACCGAUCUGCCCCGGGGAUGGAGACUGACGAGACUUAACCCUCUUACCCCUAAGUUCCCACAGUAUUAUGUCCCAUAACCCUAUAUUCCCCAGAGAAGCAGCACGCCAACCCCGAGUUCCUGGGCCAAAAUCAACAUUUUAAUUUGAACAUUUUUAGGCCUUGAAACAACUUAUAAUGUAUUUGUGUAAUAUUACUUUGAAAAUGAAGCAGUUCAGUGUUUUUACUAAACUUAGAGCACAAUUCUUAACUAGAGAAAUGACGAAAAAUGCUCGCUAAAAUCCUUCUACUCAUUUAGAAGUACCAUACGAGCAUCAGCGUGGUCAAUGCCUUUAUAAAUAAUAAAUAAAUAAAUGCA
Messenger RNA from Ictalurus punctatus (channel catfish), 4514 nucleotides. Its product is annotated as NACHT, LRR and PYD domains-containing protein 12-like. Lineage: Eukaryota; Metazoa; Chordata; Actinopteri; Siluriformes; Ictaluridae. The transcript is spliced from 16 exons. Bases 144 to 3956 code for a protein of 1270 amino acids. Gene Ontology annotation, molecular function: protein binding. The record is from RefSeq and is a predicted model, not a curated record.